GGAGUAACGCUGUAAACCACAACACGCCUUUGUCAGGGCUUGUUUGGGAGCAGAGAGAAACAAGGAGGAGAGAUGAAGUGAACAUUUUUGGAGGAUCACUCAGCUCUAACACACCUUGGCUGGGUCUGGAUAAAAAAAAGUGGGCACUGCAAACCUGUGGAAGACAACGUCAAAGGAAGAAAGAGAGGGGGAUUUACUAAAAGUUCUUUCCAGUUCCGUCAAAAUCGCAAGCCAGGUGGCGAUGGGAUGGAUGUAACCAAGAAAAGCAAGCGAGAUGGCACGGAAGUCACCGAAAGAAUUAUCACUGAAACAGUAACCACAAGACUUACCUCCUUACCACCAAAAGGGGGGACCAGCAAUGGCUAUGCCAAAACGGGCUCUCUCGGUGGAGGGGGCCGGCCAGAGAAGCAAAGCCUGACCCAUGGUGGCAGCAGCUACACAAAUUCCAGUGGAAGCUUACGAGGCAACGCCUCCACUUCCAGUUAUAGGAGGGCUCACUCCCCUGCCUCCACCCUGCCCAACUCGCCUGGCUCAACUUUUGAGAGGAAAACCCACGUUGCCCGCCAUGGAAUGUACGAAGGGAGCUCCAGUGGCAACUCCUCCCCGGAGUACCCUCGGAAGGAGUUCGCAUCUUCUGCAACCCGAGGACGGAGCCAAACGCGAGAGAGCGAAAUUCGAGUACGGUUGCAGAGUGCAUCGCCAUCUACCAGAUGGACAGAGUUGGAUGAUGUCAAGCGUUUGCUCAAGGGCAGCCGAUCCGCAAGUGCCAGUCCCACCCGGAACUCGUCCAACACACUCCCCAUCCCCAAGAAAGGCACCGUGGAGACCAAAGUAGUGACAGCGAGCUCUCAGUCAGUGUCGGGCACCUACAACACCACUAUCCUGGAUGCCAACCUGCCCUCCCACAUGUGGUCCUCCACCUUGCCUGCGGGGUCCUCCAUGGGGACCUAUCACAACAACAUGACAACCCAGAGCUCCUCCCUCCUCAACACCAAUGCCUACUCAGCAGGAUCAGUCUUUGGAGUCCCGAACAACCUGGCACCCUGCUCCUCAACCCUGCAGCCCGGACUCAGCUCCUGCUCCUCAGUGUUUGGGGUACAGAACAACCUGGCUCCCAGCUCGACUGCUCUGUCCCAUGGCACAGCCACCGCUUCUGCAGCAUACGGUGUGAAGAAAAAUGUGUCCCAGACCCCUGCUGUUGUGAGCACCAGCAUGUCCACCACCUCCACCGCCUGCACCACCAACAUCCAAAGCGAUGACAGCUUGCACAAGGACUGCAAGUUCCUGAUCCUGGAGAAAGACAACGUGCCCUCCAAGAAGGAGAUGGAGCUGCUGAUCAUGACCAAGGACAGCGGGAAGGUCUUUACCGCCUCCCCCGCCAGCAUUGCCGCAACUUCUUUUUCAGAAGACACGCUGAAAAAAGAAAAGGAGGCUGCCUACACUGCUGACACCUGCCUACAAGCGGAAGCCAAUGGAGAUGUGAAGGCUGCGUCCACCAAGGGCAAGUCUGCCUCCAAAGAAAUCCACAGUUAUGACCACUUCAGUGGAGGCGGCAGUGGAGGCGGCAGUGGCAGCGGUGGGGGACCGUGGGGGGCCGCGCCCGCCUGGUGCCCCUGUGGCUCCUGCUGCAGCUGGUGGAAGUGGCUGCUGGGCCUGCUGCUCACCUGGCUGCUGCUCCUGGGGCUGCUCUUUGGCCUCAUUGCUCUGGCGGAGGACGUGAGGAAGCUGAAGGCCCGUGUGGACGAGCUCGAGAGGAGCCGGGGUGGCGUACUUUACUACGAGGACAAGAUGGAGAGGGGCCACAGGGAGCGCCUGCAAGGGGCCACGCCCGGUGAGGGGGCCGGCGCAGGCAAGGCCGGAUUCGAUGGUGGCUUCAGCCAGGAGGAGCUGUGGGUGUUCGUGAGGAACAAGCUGAUGCUGGAGCAGGAGAAGGGAAACCUCCGAGGAAGCCCUGGCCCUAAAGGUGACAUGGGAAUUCAAGGUCCAAAAGGAGACCGAGGCCUUCCUGGGACUCCAGGUAUCAUUGGGCCCUUGGGCCACCCCGGCCCAGAAGGACCAAAAGGACAAAAAGGCAGUGUGGGAGACCCUGGUAUGGAAGGACCCAUGGGCCAGAGAGGGCGAGAAGGUCCCAUGGGACCUCGUGGUGAACCAGGGCCUCCUGGAUUUGGGGAGAAAGGAGACAGAGGGGCUGCUGGCCAACCAGGUCCUCAGGGUCCUCCUGGUGUCCCAGGUUCUGUGGGUUCCAAAGGGUCCAGUGGCUCUCCUGGCCCCCAGGGGCCCCCAGGCCUGACUGGUCUCCAAGGGCUCCGAGGUGAAGUAGGACUUCCUGGUGUGAAAGGUGACAAAGGACCCAUGGGACCGCCAGGACCCAAAGGUGACCAGGGUGAGAAAGGACCCCGAGGCCUCACAGGCGAGCCUGGCAGCAGAGGUUUACCUGGGGCUGUGGGCGAGCCCGGAGCUAAAGGACCAAUGGGCCCUGCUGGCCCCGAUGGACUCCAAGGUCCAAGAGGUGAAAAGGGCCUGAUGGGUACGCCGGGAACCCGUGGCCCGCCGGGACCUUCUGGAGACCCGGGAAAGCCAGGUCUCACAGGACCCCCAGGACCUCAGGGACUUCCCGGGACCCCUGGCCGACAGGGGAGUAAAGGUGAUCCAGGCACCCCAGGCAGUUUCCUGACUUCAGAGGGCUCAUCCAUGGUCACUGUCCCAGGCCCCCCAGGGCCUCCUGGAGCCAUGGGACCUCCAGGACCUCCAGGUUCCCCAGGCCCCGCCGGCCCUGCUGGUCUGCCAGGACAGCAAGGCCCGAGAGGUGAGCCAGGACUCGCUAGCGAGUUGUCUGUGGGCACCGGCACCUCCAUCUCCGAGAUCAUCUCCUCCCAAGGCAUUGAUUUACGAGGCCCGCCAGGCCCGCCGGGGCCCCGAGGACCGCCAGGGCCAGCUAUCCCAGGGCCCCCAGGACCCCGAGGCCCACCAGGGGAAGGCUUCCCAGGCCCCCCGGGCCCCCCAGGAUCUCUCCUGACCACCUCAGAAACCUUCUCUGGCCCCCCGGGCCCACCUGGCCCCCCAGGCCCCAAGGGAGACCAAGGUCCCCCGGGCCCCCGAGGACACCAAGACACCGGUUCUCUUGGAUUCAACCUGCAGGGACCGCCAGGCCCACCUGGUCCACAGGGACCCAAAGGUGACAAAGGUGAUCCUGGUGUUCCUGGUGGUCCCUCUCGAGGGGGCUCAUCGAGCACCACCUAUACAGCAGGCCCGCCUGGCCCACCAGGGCCCCCUGGGCCUCCGGGCUCCCUCAGAAGCUCCAGCCUGGAGAUCCAGCAGUACAUCUCUGAGUACAUGCAGAGCGACAGCAUCAGGGCCUAUCUUUCUGGAGUUCAGGGUCCCCCGGGCCCACCUGGUCCCCCAGGGCCCGUCGUCACCACCGCAGGCGAGACUUUUGACUACACAGCGCUGGCCAGGCACGUUGUGAGCUACUUGCGGGCUUCGGGCUACAACAUCGGCAGGUCCUCUGGCUCCAUCUCUGCGGAAGACAUCCUGGCCAUGCUGCAGCGGGAUGAUGUACUCCAGUACCUGCGUCAGUACCUGACGGGCCCUCAGGGUCCCCCGGGGCCACCAGGCGCCAGUGUGGAUGGGUCCUUCCUGUCGUCUUUGAACUACGCGGAGCUGAGCAAUCGUAUUCUCAGCUACAUGUCAAGUUCUGGCAUCAGCAUCGGGCUUCCUGGCCCGCCAGGCCCCCCUGGCCUACCGGGGACAUCUUAUGAGGAGCUGCUUGCCUUGCUCCGAGGGUCUGAAUACAGAGGCAUCAUUGGGCCCCCAGGCCCUCCAGGCCCACCCGGGAUCCCAGGCAACUCGUGGUCCAGCAUCAGCAUGGAGGACCUCUCGUCAUACUUGCACACUGCUGGCUUGUCAUCCAUCCCAGGCCCACCAGGCCCGCCUGGCCCCCCAGGUCCUCGAGGGCCCCCCGGUGUCUCAGCAGCUCUGGCAACCUAUGCAGCUGAGAACAACGACAACUUCCGGAGUGAGCUGAUCAGCUACCUCACAAGCCCUGAUGUGCGCAGUUUCAUCGUUGGCCCCCCGGGGCCCCCAGGGCCCCAGGGCCCCCCUGGAGACAGUCGCCUGGUGUCAAGAGACGGCUCCUAUGGUUGGAGUAGCAGCUCUUCCGUCCGACGGGGCUCCUCCUACAGCUCUUCAGUGGGCGCCGGAGGAGCCAACAGAGGCUCCUUGGGAGAAGGUGCAGCCUUUGGUGCAGGAGACGGGGGCCCCUAUGGCACUGACGUCGGUGCGGGCGGAGGCUAUAGGACGGCAGCAGAAGGUGGUGUGUAUGGAAGAAACGGUGACUCACUCCGGGCUGGCUUCGGUGGAGACCUGGAUUACAACGAGCUGGCUGUGCGGGUGUCAGAGAGCUUGCAGCGUCAGGGCCUGCUACAAAGCAUGGCCUACACUGUCCAGGGCCCACCUGGCCAGCCUGGGCCCCAAGGGCCCCCCGGCAUCAGCAAGGUCUUCUCUGCCUACAGCAACGUGACUGAGGACCUCAUGAACUUCUUCCGAACUUACGGAGCCAUUCCAGGACCGCCUGGGCAGAAGGGAGACGUGGGCACUCCAGGACCUAAAGGCGACAGGGGCCCUGCCGGACCACGGGGUCUUCCUGGACCACCUGGCUCUCCAGGGCACAAGGGGGAGAAGGGAGACAAAGGUGACCAAGUCUACAUUGGGCGGAGGAAGAGGAGUGUUGCCAGCAAGCCAUGAGCUGGCCUGGGCGGAGCGGCCGCUGCGCCAGUUCUCACAAUGUCUGCGGGCCUGUAUGUCAGAUUUCUCUCCAGAGGUAAAGCUGGAGUCUGUAAGCGUCCUGCUGAGACAGUCGCCUGCCAGCUAUGUUUAGCCAAACAAAAGACACGUAGAGAAUUCAAAGAUACACGACGUGGAACAGCCUCACGGGGUGGCCCUGAAGAGUAGUCGCAAUGUUCUAGGAUGAAACUUACUUCCCUGCUAUCUAGAUCGAAGUGCCCUGGCUUCUUUAACACUUAGUUUGAACCCCAACCUAGGAAAGCUAGUAACACAGAAAGUGGCUUAGGAGGCUCAGGGCUUUGCCUAAAAGCGAGCCCUAAAAAUGGAAGAUGGGGCUUCGGUGCCUCCCUGGAGGUGACAUGUGAGGGCGUCUUCUGGUUACUGUUGCAAAGCCAAAUGUCAUCUUCUUACUCCCGUUCACUCUGCGUCCUCCAGUCACGGAAGAAUUGGCUAAGAAGUGACUCUCGCAACGGAACACAUAAAGAAACUCACUUCCUCUGCAAGAGGUGACAGUGUUUUUAACGGCUAUUCCACUUGCUGAGAAAGUCUGAUCAUAGCUUUGAUCUGUACCCACAGGUCCAAGCUAGCGUUCACAGAUACAUGAUCCUGCACUAGACGGCAGAAACGGGGCACGAGUGGCAGCGGGCAAGGAAGGAGGGAGGAGGGGAAGCGAACACCUGAUGCUGGGGAAGGCGCUUCUGCCCGUGGUGUCACUCUCUUAGGAAAUGGCAUGGGGGGCUGAGCAUAGCUGGCUUAUAAGCACUUUUCACUGCCUAAACACAUAUGUACGUGGUCUGUAAGAUGAAAUGUCAUUUCAAGUGUAAAAUUUCCAAUUAAAUUUUUUCUUUUUUAGUAUGUUUAAUGUGAACAAUCUGAACAAAAGGUUAAAAAAGGUAUUCUGGGUUCAUCAGGCCUGAUACUUUCAUUACAUACAUGAGAAAAGAAAACCACUUGUAUGACACACUUCUAGCAUUCUGUUUACUCUCUGAGAUGUCUGAAGGCAGCCUUUUUGCAACUAUGAACUCAAUCUGGAAACAUCUCGAAGCACCUGAAGGUCUUUCCUAAGCACAGAUGUCGUGAAGUAAACACAGGUGCAACACAUGAGCAACAGGCUUAUCUGCGAUUAACGCAGUGACUUAUCCUGGGGCCAAUCGUGAUGGCAGGGUAAGUAACAUGUGGACCAUCGAGGCUCCUACUAAGGGAAAAUGUACGAGUAUCACCUGCCCCAAAGAAACCCACAGUAAAAUCAGACAUCCCAAUUCUGAAGAGGCUGCACUCGGCCAACUUAUAAAUUUGUUAGAAGUUCUAACUCUCAAUCGCUUAUUAAACACGGAGCUACAUUAAAUCUACUUCUGUAACUCUACUCUUCUGAAAAGCUUUAUUCUCCUAUCUGGCCUUUGCUGAGGACCUCACAUACUUCCUGGAGAAAACAGCUGACUUCCACCGUAUCCAUCAGCUGGAGCAGCACCCACCGAUCAAGUACGUUCUGCAUGGACUUCCGGCUCCACUGUUAUGUCCCAAUAGCUACCUACUUUGAAUCGACACGGGAAUUUCUGAAAGGGAGUUCAUAUGGCCGGCAGAAUGUCAAACUACUUAUUUUACUGCCUAAUGAAAACUUAAUAUUGUGUCAAAUGCAUGAAUGAAAUGUACCUUUUACAGUUUUUAAAAGAAUUCAUCAGUUUUACCCAAAACAUGAAUUUACUUUUACUUUUUAAA
Messenger RNA from Chinchilla lanigera (long-tailed chinchilla), 6498 nucleotides. RefSeq names its product collagen, type XVII, alpha 1 (gene Col17a1). The coding region runs from base 247 to 4743 and encodes 1498 amino acids. NCBI's taxonomy places the organism in Eukaryota, Metazoa, Chordata, Mammalia, Rodentia, Chinchillidae. The record is from RefSeq and is a predicted model, not a curated record. The transcript has 56 exons.